Lentinula edodes (shiitake mushroom) is the source of this 2196-nucleotide messenger RNA. RefSeq lists its product as uncharacterized. The transcript has 3 exons. The coding region runs from base 1 to 2196 and encodes 731 amino acids. NCBI's taxonomy places the organism in Eukaryota, Fungi, Basidiomycota, Agaricomycetes, Agaricales, Omphalotaceae. The record is from RefSeq and is a predicted model, not a curated record.
AUGGCGGUGAACAAUACGGUAGCAACGAAAAUACCACCAUACCCUUCUUCCAGUGCAAGGAAAGAUUUAUCUCCCACCCAGAUUGCAAAUUUGAAUCGGACUAUAUUAGCCUGCAUCGGAGAUGUUCUAUCGCUUCCAUCUACUAAACGCAACACCCCCGCGGCACAUAAUUUCGUCUCUACAUACGCCAGAGACGCCGCUGUACAAACACUAGAAGCUCUGAUAUGGGGUAAUGGUGCUGUUAGUACUAAAGUGGAGUACGCGAUACGGCGUAGAGUUCUACAAUUGGCGGAGAAAUUAGACAAGCUGGAUGUACAGACCCUUCUGGAUCUUGUCAUCGUCUAUGCGAAAACGAAUCUUAAUCGAUUACGUGCGGUGCUCGAACUCAAUAGUCAUAGCCUGGCAACCUCAGAACUGGUGUCAUCCUUUGUCCUCCUUCUUCAGUUCGACAAUUCUCCCGGCCUCUAUGCACUUCGUAAAGCUUCCCAUUGCAUUUCGUCCCUUCUCCAUGUCGCCCCUUCUGCCACCCUCCGUGCAUUUGCCCAUUCCAAGGCAUUCGUUCUUGCCUUGGCGACUAUCUACCACACGGGAAUGAACACUGUUGCACAGUCCUAUGGUGGUCUCAACCUGACCAGAAGUGACGAGCCAGAUGCCGACGAUUGGGAGAAACUCUGGCUAGAAACCAAAGUAUCUUUCAUGGAUUCAUUCCAUGCAUGCAUGGUGUGCUUGCUCAACGGCCUGGCGUCGGCGUCGGGACCAAAUCUUGCAGCAGAAGCCGAGGCAACGUUCGACAUCGUUUUUGCUCUUUUCGAGAGCAAUUCAAGUGCUGAACAAUCUCAGAUCCCAUUUCUCAAUCGAUCUAUCCUGGCUGAUUAUCAGCAAUCUUAUGAUCUUAUGCGCACACUUUCCUCUUCUCUUCAACGCGCAGUGGAACGUGAUGCGCGCUUAGAAUUAUUGGAAGCAAGUCUGCGGGAAUUGGAGACUCAGUCAGGACCAGCUGAAGUCGGAAUGAAGAACCCAGGUGCAUUAAGACUGUUGUUACGCUCUUCCGGUGUUCCUCCCGGUAUUGACAACCGGGGUAUUGGCAGUGGUUGGAGCAAGGAAAACGGAAAAGGAAGGGAAAACAAGAAUGGAGUAUCUAUCUCCACUUCCGCUGCUUCUGUUGCGUCGACUUCGCAAUCCAUAUUAAAAAAUGACAUCGAUGUCAAAAUCAGCCAGGUCCUUGAUAUCUUUCCGGACAAAAACCCACUUUAUAUUCGUGAUCUACUUUCGCAUCCUUCUUACCCAUUCGCUAGUAAUUCGGACGGGGCGGAGAGAGUCAUCGGGGCUUUAUUAGAAGGGACUGCACCCUCUUGGGAUGAAGUACGAAAUGCAAGCAAAGCAGUGGCAGCAGCUCAAAAAUUGGAUUCCACUCCACCAGUAACCGAAAGACGCAAUAUAUUCGAUGAAGAAGAAGUGGAUAUAUCUAAGUUCAGAGUUGGAAAGAAGAGUGAGGAUGUCCAAUUGCUCUUCAGGGACCGUGAAACCGUUGAACAGAUGAAGGCAGAUAUACUCAGACGGGUAGAGGAAUUCUCGUCUUCGGAAGACGAAGACGAAGGCAAGUACGUAGACACAGACGAUGACCCGCUUGCUCCUACAGUGGCUAACAAAAUCAAAAUUGUUGGAGACGGGGAAGACAGUGAUUCUUCCGACUCUGAGGGUAGUCAUAACUAUGACAGUGAUCAACCUGCCAAAUUGUCCCCGGAAACAAUAUUGGAGUUGGCAUACAUUGAGAAUGCUAAACUCUUCGAUAGAGAUUCAGCCACAAGGGGCAGUAAAGCUCGGAAAGAUCUCAAGGAAAAGACGGGGUGGGAAGAUGAGCAGAUUGAGGGAUGGAGAAUCAUGUUGGAUCGAGAUCCGAGGAAGAAAGAACGGAUCUUGAAGAAACAUGAAUGGUCUGGGAACAAACCUUUAUCUCCCAUUGAACAGCCUGAAGCUUCCUCCAGCGGAGAUGGCCGUGGACGCGGAGGAGGUCGAGGAAGGGGCGAUAAUCCUUUAGCGCGUGGAAGAGGUCGAGGUCGAGGUGGUAGGGGUAGAGGUGGUGGUGGCACGGACAAUGCGUACGAGCGUGCGUGGAAGGAGAAGAACAAAAAUCGCGCUCGGAAGAGUGGCCAUGAUAAGAAAAUGGCACGAUCGGGCGGUGGACCACCGACAUGA